UUUUCUCCACAGACGCACUGAGACAACCAUGCCUUCAUGCGCUCACAACAUCACAAUACUUGGGAGGGAGGAGUGAAGCUGUUUACAUCGUGGACCAGACUCUCACACUGAGAACCAUCCAGCUGCUCCACCGGGACACCAGCUGUUUCCCUUUACAACACAGUAUCUGUCCGUCAUGAUUUUGACGCACAGGUGAACUUAUUUCGCCUCGACCACAACUCCGAAAGGUGAAAAAGGUAUUUCAAAAACUCUCCUCAUCUGAACCGCUCGGAGAACGAACAGGUUUGUUUGGAGCCAUGUCCAGGAAGAAGGCAGUGAAGGGCAAAGGGAGCUCCAAGAGCCCCAAAGCGUCACCGGGCAGCGGGAGGACGGGCAGAGGUCUGGCCGCCGCCGCAGCUCCGUCCUCCGGACUGGUUUAUCCCAGCAGACCGUCCAUCAGCAACAGCGGGGAGUUUUAUGACAUCGCCUUCAAGGUGAUGUUGGUGGGGGAUUCAGGUGUCGGGAAGACCUGUCUGCUGGUUCGCUUCAAAGAUGGAGCCUUUCUAGCCGGGAGCUUCAUCUCCACUGUGGGCAUCGACUUCAGGAAUAAAGUAAUGAGCAUUGAUGCUGUGAAGGUCAAACUGCAGAUUUGGGACACUGCUGGACAGGAGCGUUUCCGGAGUGUCACACAUGCUUACUACCGCGAUGCUAACGCUCUCCUCCUUCUCUAUGAUGUCACCAACAAAGCAUCCUUCGACAACAUCCGGGCAUGGCUGACAGAGAUCCAUGAGUAUGCUCAGCAGGACGUGGUCGUCAUGCUGCUGGGCAACAAGGUUGACUCCACGCAUGACAGGAUGGUGAAGCGAGAGGACGGAGAGAAACUGGCAAAGGAGUUUGGAGUGCCCUUCAUGGAGACGAGUGCUAAAUCUGGACUGAAUGUGGAGCUGGCCUUCACUGCAGUGGCCAAAGAACUGAAGCACAGGACCAUGAAGGAGCCCGAUGAGCCAAAGUUUCAGCUGCAGCAGUACGUGGACAAAGAAAUGAGGACUGCCGGAUGCUGCCACUCGUAGACCAUAUUCUUAUGCCUAUUUGCGUGUGUGUGUGUGAGAGAGAGAGAAAAGAUACAUUCUAUUAGAGUAGUAAUUAAUCUGGUGUGUCCGGGAAUUAUCAUGCAAUUCUCAGUGUUUGUAACAUUUCUAUCAGUGGUGAUACAGCCAGUAUGCUCUCUCUCCCAACCCACCUAUCCUCUGCAACUGUGAAUGUAAUAUAACUCCUAUACAUGCUUGCACAUACACAUGCAUGUACACACACAGACACACACAUAAGGCUAUGUUUUUGAGUCAAUCCAUUUUUCCAUGAGUGUGAUGUACAUAUUUUAAAUGUAAUUUUAAUUUUGUGCCCUGAAGCUUUGUAGUUUGUAAAUGCCUGUCUUGUUGAAACAGAAGAAUAGAGACACAAAUAUGUUGAAUAUGAAAUCAAUCUUAAAGUAAAUAGAAAUGAAUAGAUCUCUUGAACAUAUUUGUACAGAUACACUAUUGCACCUAAUGUAAGCUGCCAAAUGGCACUGUGUGCUGUUUAUGUACAGGAUAUCACAUGAUAACUGUUUUUAAUACUUGUGAUCAUAACUAUCAUUAUACUCACCUGUAGAAUUAAUUUUUAGCUCUUUACCUUUUAUAUGCAGAUUGUUCUACCCGAAUUUUAAACUUUUAUGUGGAGCAUUUUAACAUUAAGAACCUCCCUCAGUAAUUUUAGACGAUAUAUAUAAUAUACAAAAAACAAUAUUAUCAGCAAAGAGACAGACUUCACUCUGAGGUUUACAGAUUCACUCGUUUCAAUUUGCCCUUUUUGAAAGUUAUCAGCCCAUUAAAUUGCCAUUACAAAAUCACAUCACAAAAUGUAAAAGAGUGAAUCUCGUAGAAGUCUUAAGAAUUUGUGGAACCAAGGGGAAGGUUGACUGAACCUAUUUCUCACUUUGUUUUACCUCCUGGGGUUUUGUAUUAGCUUACCUGUUGUUGCGUAGAUAUGUACCAGUUGUUAUUGGCUCUUUGCUGAACUAUGGCAUUCCAGAGGCAUUUCUAUCAUGUUUUUUUUUUAUCAAAUAUGGUUUCAUUCUGCCUUCUGCUGUGUAACAGAUGGAUUUUGCUGACAUUUUUCCUGAAAUUUUAGUUUUUCAUGAAAUACUAUUAAUACAAUUAAAUUAGCUUUCAGUAAAUGGUUACACUGAAUCUUUAUAUCCAGAUUUUCAGUAGUCAUUGAUUUAGUGUUAACCUGUAAUCUGUAUGCUGUAUCUUCACUGAAAUGAUUUGUAUUGUAUUAAUCUCCAGUGUUCACAAAUAAAGAAUCAAUCAACA
This is a messenger RNA of Anoplopoma fimbria (sablefish), 2330 nucleotides long. RefSeq names its product ras-related protein Rab-26. Lineage: Eukaryota; Metazoa; Chordata; Actinopteri; Perciformes; Anoplopomatidae. Gene Ontology annotation, cellular component: endosome; Golgi apparatus. Bases 297 to 1049 code for a protein of 250 amino acids. Gene Ontology annotation, molecular function: GTP binding; GTPase activity. The record is from RefSeq and is a predicted model, not a curated record. The transcript is spliced from 9 exons.